AUGAUUUCUGUGGUGGAAAAUGAUGCUACAUCAUUGGUGCCUUGUAAGAGCCCCAUAGAUCCUCUUGAACAAACUUUGAUUAGGGAUGAAGAAGACAGUGAAGAUGAAAUAAUGGGAGAAAUUGAGCAAGUACUUGACAUGUCUUGCAGUUAUGUCCAUGGGUUUGAAAGAUUUGAGGAGUUGGAAAGGCCUAUCACUUCGACCCCUCCUAAUUCAUCUAUUGAAGAAGCUCAAAAGGUAGAACUUAAGCCUUUUUUAGUGCAUCUACGCUAUGCUUAUUUGGGAAACUCUGAGACAAUGCCAGUGAUUAUCUCAUACAUCUUGACUAAUGCACAAGAAGGAAAAUUGCUUAGAGUACUUCGCGAGCAUAAAAAGGCUAUUGGGUGGAUAAUUGCUGACAUCAAGGGAAUCAGUCUAUCAUUUUCCAUGCAUAAAAUCUUUUUGAAAGAUGGACACCGCCCCAAUAUUGAGCAACAAAGGAGAUUAAAUCCCAUUAUGAAAGAGGUCGUGAAGAAGGAAGUAAUUAAGUGGCGGAUGCAGAAUGAGAAAACUGAGCUAAUUGCUACUCGCACUGUGACAGGUAGGAGAGUUUGCGUUGAUUACAGAAGGCUCAACAAAGCAACCCGCAAGGACCACUUCCCACUUCCAUUCAUUGACCAAAUGUUGGACAGCACUUUCGCCUUCAAGUGCAUGCCAUUUGAUCUUUGUAAUGCACCUGCCACUUUCCAAAGAUGCAUGAUGGCUAUUUUUACCAAUAUGGAAGGUAUCGUGUUGGGUCAUAGAGUGUCUAGAAGAGGCAUUGAAGUUGAUAAGGCAAAGGUGGAGGCAGUUGAAAAAUUACCUCCACCCAUUUCUGAUGUAACUUUCAAUUUUGAUGACGCCUGCCUAAAGGCAUUUGAAGAGAUCAAAAAGAAGUUGGUGGAUUCCCCUAUUAUUACGGCACCGGAUUGGUAUUUACCAUUUGAACUUACGUGUGAUGCAAAUGGCCAUCUGAAUUACACCACCAUUGAAAAGGAGUUGUUAGCCGUGGUGUGGGCUUGUGAGAAAUUUAGGGCAUACUUGGAAUUUGAUGUAGAAAUACGAAAUCAAAAGGGCACAGAGAACCAUGUAGCUGACCAUCUAUCAAGGCAAGAAAGUCACGAACACGUGGAGGAGGGUGGAGAAAUUAAAGAGGCAUUUCAUGAUGAGCAACAUUUUGCUAUCACCCAAGACUCUCCCCCAUGGUACACGGACUAUGUGAACUAUCUUGUGAGUGGGGUACUUUCUCCUGAAACUGAAUCUGAAGCUAGAAAGAGGUUUCUACAUGAUGUGAACUUCUACUACUGGGAUGAGCCAUACUUAUACAAACAGUAUGUUGAUCAGUUGAUGAGGAGAUGCAUUCCAAAAAAGGAGGUGGAAUUAGUCUUGUAUAAUUUUCAUGCAUCACCGUAUGGGGGGCAUCAUGGAGGCGAUAGAACAACUGCAAAGGUAUUACAGUACGGUUUCUUUUGGCCAACAUUAUUCAAGGACGCCCAUGCAUUUGGUAAGAAGUGUGAGCAGUGUCAAAGAACAUGA
This is a messenger RNA of Nicotiana tabacum (common tobacco), 1554 nucleotides long. Lineage: Eukaryota; Viridiplantae; Streptophyta; Magnoliopsida; Solanales; Solanaceae. The record is from RefSeq and is a predicted model, not a curated record.